CGGCCCGCAGCCACAUCCUUGCAUCAUCAACACCACACCAAAAAAGAAAACCACACCAAAACGUAAAAAAAACUUCCUAAACGAAGCACAAACGAGACGACGACAAAGCAGCACCGAGCGCUAUUAUAAUUGCAAUUAUUAACUGAUGAGGAGAAGAGGCAUAAAACAACAAAUGAAAACAAGCAGCGGUGCACAUUAUUGUUAUUUAUAAAUUUUCGCAAACAACAAUUGCCGCCGAAAUUUCAUAGUUUGGCUGCUGCCUGGAAAACAUUUGUUGAAAACGCGAAACUCGUUUUGUUGUCACAUUCGGCAUUAAAAUUAAUGUAACAAGCAGCAGAGCGGAGCGUCCCAGUGGUUGUCUCUCUCGCACCCACAUAAAAACGUUAUUAAAAAAAGCCGCAUGCGAGCGAGCUAAACACUGCGACGGCGACAGCAAACGAGAGAGAGCGCGCAAAAAUAAAAGCAAAUUGUAAAAAACCAAAGUGAAAAAUUAAUCGUAAAAAUUAGUAACAACACAAUAUAUACUUGCAAUAUGCAGAUGGAGUUGUUCUCUUCUGCACAUCAUCGUUAUAAUUGUUGUCUAAUGUUUCCUGCUACCGGGCGUUAGUUCAAGUCGUCGUUCGGUCCGUGGCCAAAGAACAAAAUAUAAUUGUGAGAGAGCGGCAAAGUGAAGAUCGUCAUCAUCAUCAGUGUGUGCGUGUGUGUGUGUGGUGUUUAUUUUUCGGCACUACUUUUGUAGGCCACCGCGACCCCCGGACACAGGCCAUCAAACGUCGUACAUAUGUAUGUGUAUAUGCAACAAUAAAAAUGUUAUAAAUGUCUAACAUAACCUCAAACUUGCCGCUGCAGUCGGAGAAGUCGUCGUCAUCAGCGUCAACGUUGUCGGUGGUUUUUCUCCAGCAACAACACCAACAGCAGCAGCAGCAACAACAGCCACCGGCAGCAACAACAGCCACCGGCAGCAACAUAAAAGGCCAUGAAUGAAAAAAUAAAAUCGCCCUCGUCACAGGGUUCCAGCGGCGCUGCGUCUGGUGGUGCAGGUGGGGCCACAGCAGGAGCGGCUGCCGCAGCCGCGAGUGGCGCCACACCACCAACAUCGGGUGGUCCCCCAACGCCCAACAAUGGGAGUGAUCCUAAUAUACAACAAGGUGGUGGUGGCGUCGCACCCCAUCCAUAUGGUGCUCCACCACCACCUCCUGGCGGAGCGCCUGGUGCACCACCUGACCCAUCCGCCGUCAUGCAACACUAUCAUCAUCUACAUCAACAACAACAGCAGCAGCAACCACCACAUCCCCAAGGGCCGCCGCCACCGCACAUGCAACAUCAUGGUGGCCCACCGCCACCACAAGGCCCAGCUCCACCACCCGGUGGUCCCGAACAUACUCCUGGCGUGAAAGAUGAUUACGGUGGCCCACAUCUGCCCCCGCCACCUGGCGCUCAACAUCCACACGCGCAUCCUGCCUAUGGGCGUUACCAUGCUGGUGAUCCCAAUAUGGAUCCCUACCGCUAUGGACAUCCGCCAAUGCAACAGCCACCACCGGGUGGCAAACCACCACCACCUCAUCAGCAACAACAACAGCAAGGUACCGGUGGUUCACCCAAUAGACCACCUCAACAACGUUAUAUACCCGGUCAACCGCCGCAAGGGCCAACGCCUACGUUGAAUUCAUUGCUGCAGUCAUCAAAUCCGCCGCCACCGCCGCAGCAUCGGUACGCGAAUAGCUAUGACCCACAGCAAGCUGCUUCGGCAGCUGCGGCAGCGGCUGCAGCAGCCCAACAACAACAGCAGCAGCAACAUCAACAAAAUGCGCAACAACCGGGCGGACCACCUCCGCCACCACAACAUCAACCAUAUGGAGCGCAACAGGGCGGUUGGGCGCCUCCGCCGAGACCCUACAGUCCGCAGUUGGGGCCAUCGCAGCAGUAUAGAACGCCACCACCGACAAAUACUUCCAGAGGUCAAUCACCUUAUCCGCCAGCGCAUGGUCAAAACUCAGGUUCCUAUCCAAGUUCACCCCAGCAACAGCAACAACAACAGCAGGCGGCGCAGCAGCAACAACAAGCAGCACAACAACAACAACCUGGUGGGGUUGGAGCAGCUGGCGCGCCAGCACCACCACCUGGCGCAUCGCAACAACCACAACAGCAGCAACCACAACAAACUACACCGCCAGCAUCUCAAUAUUCGCCGUACCCGCAAAGAUAUCCUACACCGCCUGGCUUACCAGGAAGCGGACCAAAUCAUCGAACUGCCUACACGACGCAUCAGUAUCCUGAACCCAAUCGGCCUUGGCCGGGUGGUUCAUCGCCUGCACCUAGUCCCGGACCCGGUGGUCAUCCAUUGCCGCCCGCCUCGCCGCAUCAUGCGCCGCCGCAGCAGCAGCAACAACAACCUCCACCGCCGCCACAUGCGACGGCCGGUGGUCCACCGCCCAGCAGUAGUCCAGGACAUGCGCCAAGUCCGUCACCGCAGCCCUCGCAGGCAUCGCCAUCGCCACAUCAGGAGCUAAUUGGCCAAAAUAGCAACGACAGCUCGAGUGGGGGCGCACACAGCGGCAUGGGCUCUGGACCGCCGGGCACCCCAAAUCCACAGCAAGUGAUGCGACCCACACCAUCGCCCACUGGCUCGUCCGGUUCACGUUCCAUGUCGCCGGCCGUAGCACAAAAUCAUCCGAUCUCGCGUCCGGCGAGCAAUCAGUCAAGCGGUGGCGGUCCCAUGCAGCAGCCACCAGUGGGCGCCGGUCCGCCACCAAUGCCGCCGCACGGUCUACCCGGUGUACCACCGCAGCAGCAGCAACAACAACAGCAGCAGCAGCAACAAUCUCAACCCCAGCAGGCUUCAAAUUCAGCCUCAUCGGCGAGCAAUUCGCCACAGCAGACACCGCCACCAACGGCGCAGCCAAAUCAAAGCAUUAACAACAUGGCCACACCACCGCCACCGCAGGGUGCAGCCGGUGGCUAUCCCAUGCCACCACACCUCAUUGGCACCUAUAAAAUGGGCGGACCGGGACAAAGUCCCGGCGCACAGGGCUACCAUCCGCCACAACAGCCGCAACAAUAUGCGCAAGGCAACUACGCGCCACGCCCACAGUAUCCGCCGGGAGCCUAUGCCACCGGUCCACCGCCACCGCCUACAAGUCAAGCCGGUGGUGUUGGCGCCAAUAACAUGCCACCCGGCGCACAAGCAGGCUAUCCGGGCCGACCCAUGCCCAAUCAUAGCGGCGGAAGUCCGCAUGCACCGUAUCCGCCCUAUCAGUGGGUGCCACCGUCGCCACAGCAAUCCGUGCCCGGCGGCGGAGCGCCCGGACAGGUGGGCAAUCAUGUGCAAAACAAGGGCACCCCACCACCGGUGGGACCGCCACCAACUCAAGGAGGUGGCUCACCACGUCCUAUCAACUAUCUGAAACAGCAUUUACAGCACAAAGGUGGCUACGGGGCCAGCCCCACACCGCCGCAGGGCUAUGGCAAUGGGCCCGCAGGCAUGCAUCCCGGCAUGCCAAUGGGUCCACCUCAUCAUAUGGGUCCGCCGCACGGACCAACGAGCAUGGGUCCGCCAACAAGUACGCCCCCACAGUCGAUGAUGGGCGCACAGGCGGGCAGUGAUAGUGGACCCCCGGAGCAUAUAUCGCAGGAUAAUGGCAUUAGCUCAUCGGGUCCUACUGGCGCAGGCAUGCAUGCGGUCACAUCGGUGGUUACUACCGGUCCGGACGGCACGCCUAUGGAUGAAGUUAGUCAGCAGAGCACGCUCUCGAAUGCAUCGGCGGCAUCCGGCGAGGAUCCACAAUGCACCACACCAAAGUCGCGCAAAAACGAUCCAUAUAGCCAAAGUCAUUUAGCACCUCCGAGCACUUCGCCACAUCCUGUUGUCAUGCAUCCGGGAGGUGGAGCGCCAGGCGAGGAGUACGAUAUGAACUCGCCACCCAAUUGGCCGCGUCCAGCUGGUAGCCCGCAGGUGUUCAACAGUCAUGUGCCUGUGCAGCCGGAACCAUUUCGUAGCACUGUUACUACCACCAAGAAAUCGGAUUCAUUGUGCAAACUCUAUGAGAUGGAUGAUAAUCCAGAUCGAAGGGGCUGGCUUGAUAAGCUGCGCGGCUUCAUGGAGGAGCGCCGCACCCCCAUCACCGCCUGCCCAACAAUCUCAAAACAGCCACUCGAUUUAUAUAGGUUAUACAUUUAUGUAAAAGAACGUGGCGGAUUCGUCGAGGUAUGCAAGGUGACCAAAAGCAAAACAUGGAAGGAUAUUGCGGGUCUGCUGGGCAUUGGAGCCAGCAGCAGCGCCGCCUAUACGCUAAGGAAGCACUACACCAAGAAUUUGCUGGCCUUCGAGUGUCACUUCGAUCGUGGAGACAUCGAUCCACUGCCCAUCAUACAGCAGGUGGAGGCGGGCAGCAAAAAGAAGACAACAAAGGCAGCCUCAGUGCCAUCGCCAGGUGGUGGUCAUUUGGAUGCGGCAACAACAAAUUCGACAGGCUCGUCGAACUCACAGGACUCAUUCCCAGCGCCGCCCGGCGCUGCGCCCAAUACUACAAUCGAUGGCUAUGCAGGCUAUCCGGGCGCAGGCGCCUACCCGGGAGCUGCCGGUCCGCAGCCGGAUUAUGGGGCCGCGGGCCAAAUGCAGCGACCUCCAUCUCAGAGCAAUGCGCAGACACCGCAUGCAGGCACACAAAAUCAAACAGCCGCUGAUAAUAUAAGCGUGAGCAAUCCCUUUGAUGAUCCAAUUGCUGGCGGUGUUGCCUCCGGCGGAGCUGCUGCUGCUGGUGUUGCUGCAGGUGUUGGAGGCGGCGGUGGACCGAACCAACCACCACCCCCACAAUCACCGCACGCCGCCGCAUCCCAAGCGGGUGGUCAUCCACAACAGCAAUCGGGCUCAGCAUUGCCGCCUUCGGCCCAACCAUCGCAGCAUCAGCAACAGCAGCAGCCGGCAGGCGCACCACCGCCACCACAUGGGCCACCGGUGCCGUCGUCGCCGCAGCAUGCGCGCCCCGCCACUGGAGCACCUUAUCCGCAGGGUAGCUCUGGGUAUCCAACGCCUGUGUCUAGAACGCCAGGUUCACCCUAUCCCGCACAGCCGGGUGCUUAUGGCCAAGCAUAUGGUUCGUCUGAUCAGUACAAUGCCACUGGACCACCCGGUCAGCCGUUUGGACAGAAUCAAGGACAAUAUCCGCCACAGAAUCGCAAUAUGUAUCCUCCCUAUGGGCCCGAGGGAGAAGCACCCCCAGCCGGUGCUAAUCAGUACGGACCCUAUGGCAGUCGGCCAUAUAGUCAAGCACCUCCAGGUGGACCACAGCCACCAGCGCAAGGCGUUGCGGGCGGACCACCGACAACGGGGGCACCAGUAGCGCCACCUAGCGGCGCCUACGCGCCAGGAACUCCCACACAGCAGGACUAUUAUAAUAGGCCGCCAGAACAAAGUCCACAACCUCGACGACAUCCCGACUUUGCCAAGGACUCACAGCCGUAUCCUGGCUAUAACACGCGACCUCUCUAUGGUGGUUGGCCAGGCGGCACCGCGUAUCGUCCUCAAUACCCUUCCUCGCCAGCGCCACAGAACUGGGGCAAUGCACCACCAAGAGGCACUGCACCACCCGGCGGUCCACAUGUGCCGCCAAAUCAACAGCCUGCCGGUGCAGCCCAAUGGGAGCAGCAUCGUUAUCCGCCACAACCGGCACCUCCGCCACAGCAACAACAACCGCCUUAUCAACAGGGUGCGCCACCAGGACAGCAACAACCACAAGCACCACCACAAUGGGCACAGAUGGGUGCUGUACCAGCGCCACAGCCUGGCAUUGCACCACCCGGUUCACCAUUGCGUGCGCCAGCCGGUGGAGCGCAACAGCAGCGUUUGCCUAGCGGUGUUCCGGGAAUGUCGCCGCAACAACAGCAGCAACAGCAACAACAACAGCAGCAGCAACAACAACAACAGCAACAGGGGCAAGCGGUGCAACAACCACCGCAUGUGGGCGUGCCCGCGCCAGGGAUGCCGCCUGGAGCUGGGCCCAUGGUCAAACCACCCUAUGUAAUGCCACCGCCUUCGCAGACGGCCGGCGCAACACCUGGCGUGCCUAUUGGUGUUGGUGGUGGACAGCCCGUACCAGUGGGACUGCCACCUGGCAGCAUGAUGCCACAAAAACCGUCAACAAUGCCGCCACAGCCACAACAACAGCAGCCACCGCAACCCCAUCAAUUGCCACCCAAUCAGCAGGCGGUAUAUGCGCCACCACAAGCACCCGGGCCUGCUGCCCAGUUGGCCAAGAAGGAGCUUAUCUUCCCGCAUGACAGUGUUGAGGCUACCACGCCGGUGCUCUAUCGUCGCAAACGGCUGACCAAGGCUGAUGUUUGCCCCGUCGAUCCCUGGCGCAUAUUCAUGGCGAUGCGAUCUGGUCUGCUCACCGAAUGCACCUGGGCCCUGGAUGUGCUUAAUGUACUGCUCUUUGAUGACUCCACUGUACAGUUCUUUGGCAUCUCCCAUUUACCCGGACUGCUGACAUUGCUUCUGGAACACUUUCAAAAGAAUCUCGCCGAAAUGUUCGACGAACGCUGCGAGGAGGCGCUCGACGAGGCAGACGAUGAUACGGACAGCGGCACCGUGAUGACAACACAGACAACGGAGAAGUCUGAGAUGUCACAAAAGCUGCGUCGGCGGCAGCCACGUUGCGUGCGCAGCAUUUGCAGCUAUAAUCGGAAACGUCACUAUGAGAAUAUGGAUGUGGCGAAACAACGUGGCGAAGAUUCCGACGAUGCCGACGAAGGCAUCGAUCUGGGACAGGUGCGUGUUCAGCCCAAUCCUGAGGAGCGUUCGCUACUGCUCUCCUAUACGCCCAAUUAUACGCUUAUCUCACGGAAGGGCGUGCCAGUGCGGAUACAACAGGCGCAUCAUGACAUAUUUGUCGAUGAGCGCCAGAAGUCUUGGGAUUUUGAUACAAAUAAACUGUAUGAGCAACUGGAGCCGGUGGGCAGUAAUGCAUGGACCUAUGGCUUCACGGAACCCGACCCUCUCGACGGUAUUGUCGAUGUGUUCAAAUCGGAGAUCGUAGACAUUCCAUUUGCUCGCUAUAUACGCGGCGACAAGCAAGCGAAACGAGAGCAGGCGGCGGCGCUUAAGAGCAAGAGUAAUGGCAAUGGCAACAAUAGCACAAAGGCAACCGAGGAUCCGUCGUGUGUUAGCAUUAAGCAGGAGGAUAAUACUGCAACCGGUACGGAAGAGAACAGUUUAUUGCAGCAAAGCUACAACAAAAAGCGACGACUCGUCACAGUCGGCGGAAGCUCUGUUGUCCCAAGUGGGGAAGGGAAAAAGUCAAAGCUGGACGAAGAGUUUGCGCAGCCUGCGGUCGAGAUCAAAAAGGAGCCAACAGCAACAGCCGCAACCACAAGUAGCGGUGGGAAUUCAACGACCAGCGACAGUGACUGUCGUGCCGUUGACAUGGAUAUUGAUUCUCCACAGUCACAGACCCAGCAACAGCAGCAGCAACGUCUUACCAAUGGCAUCGAAGCGUCGCCACUCAAAGGUUUUGAUCCCAAGACGACAGUAAAGGAUGUAGCGCAGGUGUUGCAACGUCGACGCGACUCCAGUUUUGAGGAUGAAUGCUACACUCGUGACGAGGCCUCGCUAUAUCUGGUGAAUGAGAGUCAGGACUCAUUGGCGCGUCGCUGCAUAGCCCUGUCGAACAUCUUUCGCAAUCUGACAUUUGUGCCCGGCAACGAAACGGUGCUGGCCAAAUCCACCCGCUUUCUGGCCGUGCUCGGACACCUGCUGCUUCUCAAUCAUGAACACUUGCGGCGUACACCCAAAACACGCAAUUACGAUCGCGAGGAGGACACAGAUUUCAGUGAUUCGUGCAGUUCACUACAGGGAGAACGCGAAUGGUGGUGGGACUAUCUGAUUACCAUACGUGAGAAUAUGCUGGUAGCUAUGGCUAAUAUUGCUGGCCAUUUGGAGCUCUCACGCUACGAUGAGCUCAUUGCACGCCCACUUAUCGAUGGGCUGCUGCAUUGGGCUGUCUGCCCCAGCGCCCAUGGUCAGGAUCCAUUCCCUUCGUGUGGUCCGCAUGCAGCGCUUUCCCCACAGCGUCUGGCUUUGGAGGCGCUCUGCAAGCUCUGCGUUACAGAUGCCAAUGUGGAUUUGGUUAUAGCAACGCCACCGUUUUCGCGUCUGGAAAAGCUGUGCGCCGUCCUCACGCGUCAUCUGUGUCGCAAUGAGGAUCAGGUGCUGCGUGAAUUCUCCGUGAAUCUUCUGCAUUAUCUGGCUGCUGCCGACAGCGCCAUGGCGCGCACAGUGGCACUCCAAUCACCUUGCAUAUCGUAUCUGGUGGCGUUCAUUGAGCAGGCUGAGCAAACGGCACUGGGUGUGGCCAAUCAGCAUGGCAUCAAUUACCUGCGCGAAAAUCCUGACUCUAUGGGCACCAGUUUGGAUAUGUUGCGACGGGCAGCCGGCACGCUACUCCAUCUGGCCAAACAUCCCGAUAAUCGCUCGCUAUUCAUGCAGCAGGAGCAACGUUUGUUGGGUCUGGUCAUGUCACACAUACUGGACCAGCAGGUGGCUCUUAUUAUAUCACGUGUGCUCUAUCAAGUCUCCAGAGGUACGGGACCCACGCACUCCGUCGAAUAUCGAUUGUUGCAACAGCGACAGCAACAACUACUAAGACCUACAGCAGCAUCAACGUCAACAACACUGUCAACGGCAGCUAUUGCUACAGAAAAGCUUGCAACCUCCAGUCUCGCUGGAUCAUCGCUUGUGAAAAGCGAGUGCAACAUCAAACAGGAACCCGCAACCGAAUCUGCAAAGCCGCCAGCAGCUCCUGUCCAAGACGAGAACAGCAACAGCAGUAGCCAGCAAUUACCUCCGGCAGCAACAUUUAACGAUGUCAGCAACAGCAGCACCAACAGCAACAGCUGCGGCACCGCCAGCAGCAAUCUAAGCAACAGCAGCAGCCUGGGCAGCAUCAGCCAACAGGCCCCGCCCACACUUAACAACGUUGCUGCCACCAAUUCGAUGGCGCAUUCAGACCAGACACAUCCAGCUGUGGCUCUUGUUGGUGGCAACAACAACAACAGCAGUAAUAGCAGCAGCAACAGCAGUAGUGAUCAGCAACAACAACAGCAACAAUUGCAACUAGGCAAGGCGGCAGCAACAUUGAGCAAUUUGAAUGCAGCAGCAACCGCUGCCAAUACAACAGCUGCAGCGGCAGCAGCAAAUUCAGCGGCGGCGGCGGCAGCGGCAGCAGCAGCCAGUGUAGCACCCACACCACCUCCCCCUCCGCCCCCAGCGAAUGCGGGAACAACGGCAGCCGUUGCGUAGUAUACGACAAUGUUGCCAGCGGCUUACUAUUGGCAACGAGGCGGUGCUGUGGAUUAGUGACACAGACAGACACACACACAUACACACAUUGAAUAUGUUUAGGUUUUUGCGAGCAUUUUCCCCCAACACGUAACUAAAAUCGCAGCUAACUUAAGAGAAUUUAUUAUAUAUGCAGCAUGCAGUAAAGUGUUGAGAGAACUGUUGAGAGAGAAAAGCGAACUACUCGUUUGAAACAAAGAAACAAAUAUGAUUGUAAAUUAAUAACUAGGAGCAGCGUGUAUGUUUGUUUAUAAGCCACUUACUAAUGUAGCAUAGUUAUCGUAUCGUAUAUGUGUAUGUAUGUAUGUAUGUACGCUAUAAAUUAUAUAAGCAAUUGUAAAACGCUGCAAUGCUUUUUAAAGCACGGCAUGAUGUAGGCAGCAACAAAAAUGUUGUCACUCACAUGAACACACACACACAUUUACCAUACACACACACACACACACAAUAAUUGUAUAUUUUUCCACCAACAACUCUAGUAAAUACUUGCAUACACACAUUAAUAUAUAUAUAUAUAAACAUUAACACUUGUGUAGUCGCAUGCAAAAGUUUUAGUAAUAAAUUUUUAAGCGGCAGGCAAAAAACUAAGAAAAAUUUCAAACAGAAAACAAACAUAUACGGGAAAAACAAAUCUGAAGAAAAUUAACAAGAAAUGCUUGUGCAAGAACUUAAGAGGAAGAAUAAACACAACAACAAAAUAUGUAUUAAAUUUAAAUCUAAAGAUAAGUACUAACUAUACCUACACAUACAUACGCAUAUGCACUCGAUGGUUUAUACAUAAAACAUGUACUACUAUAAAUUGUAUACACAUAACGAGAAUCAUAUAUUAAAUAUAUAUAAAUAUAUACACACAAAACGAAAGGAAAUCAACCUAAUUAUAUAAACGCUAAUAUAUAUAUAUAAAUAAAUAUAGAACAUAGUUUUUAAAUACAUGCUACUACUACUACUACUACUACAAAAACAUAAAGUAACUCAUAUAGUGAACAAAUAAAGCGCGAGAAAACUCCCACAACAACAAUAACAACAAAAACAACAACAGCGUAAAAAGAAUACAAUUUGUCAGCAGAAACGAGGAGAGAGGAGUUUCUCAUGUGGUGUGCGCCAAUAAUUCGAAACAAAUUACUAAACUCAAUUGUAAAUAUUUAAAGGUCAGGUCUUGUGUGGGUUUCUGUGCACUCUUCUUUUUAUAAAACUUAGUUGCAGGCCUCCAUACAUGCCUAUACGAUGUAGAUUAUCGCCGUUGGGUUCAGGAUCAUAACACUUUAAUGUGCCUGUGCCCUGCGGCUGAAGCAUGUGUAAAUUUGUAUGUGUGUGUUGUGUAUGUACGUGGAUGUGUGUGCAUGUGCGUGUGUGUGGGUCGUCCUUGUUCUU
Molecule: messenger RNA, 10705 nt
Organism: Scaptodrosophila lebanonensis
Lineage: Eukaryota; Metazoa; Arthropoda; Insecta; Diptera; Drosophilidae
Gene: osa
Product: trithorax group protein osa
Exons: 16
Coding region: 977-9295 (2772 amino acids)
Biological process (GO): chromatin remodeling; regulation of transcription by RNA polymerase II; positive regulation of DNA-templated transcription
Cellular component (GO): brahma complex; SWI/SNF complex; nBAF complex
Molecular function (GO): DNA binding; nucleosome binding
Source: RefSeq, a predicted model, not a curated record